Australozyma saopauloensis is the source of this 939-nucleotide messenger RNA. Its product is annotated as ubiquitin-specific protease. Gene Ontology annotation, molecular function: cysteine-type deubiquitinase activity. The coding region runs from base 1 to 939 and encodes 312 amino acids. Gene Ontology annotation, cellular component: nucleus; cytosol. The transcript has a single exon. The record is from RefSeq and is a predicted model, not a curated record. Lineage: Eukaryota; Fungi; Ascomycota; Pichiomycetes; Serinales; Metschnikowiaceae. Gene Ontology annotation, biological process: endoplasmic reticulum unfolded protein response; protein deubiquitination.
AUGCGUAUCAAAAUCAGAUCUUCCGCCGGAACUGCCAUAGUUGAUGUAGACAAAGACUUGCUGAUUCUUGGCUUGACCAAUUUAUUGAGGGAGAAUCAUUUCAAAGAUACACAGAUUGCUUCAUACAAGUUCGGAUAUCCUCCCAAAAAUAUUGAUGCAUCGACUCAGGAAACAAUUGAGAAUGUAGGAAUUAAACCAAAUGAACAGCUAGUAGCCACUGACGCCACUGGCGUAUCGGGUUAUCAUGCAAGUGCAAAGACAGAUACUAAAGUGCCACCCAAACCGGUUCAAUCAGAUAUUCCAUCUGUCUACAUUCCUAAACAAGAUAAGUACUUAAUUCUACGCAAUGUCCCAGAUGACAACUCAUGUCUCUUCAAUUCCGUCAGCUUGGCUGUCACUGGGUCUAUUGACUGGAAGAAACUAGAUCUUCGCCGAGUGGUGGCUGAAACAAUUCUAUCUUCUCCAGAAACAUACAACGAAGCGAUUUUGGGUCGCCCUGUUGGUGAAUAUUGUAAAUGGAUACAGAAACCAGAAUCAUGGGGAGGAGCCAUUGAGCUCGGUAUCUUGUCUAAACAUUUGGGUGUCCGAAUCCAAACUUACGACAUAGAUCUGGGAAGUCCAAUAACCUUCCAAGAUGAGCAACUGCCGCCAAAACUGUUCAUACUGCUAGUCUACUCAGGAAUUCAUUAUGACACACUAGUGACCAAUAGGUCCUUGAGCAAAGAUCGUCAUGGUGAUCUCGGGAAGUGGACAGAAGACAACGGAAUCACAGAUGCCUGCGCAAAGUUGGUUACAUUGUUGCAAACUAAGAACUAUGCUACAAAUACUACGAAAUUCAGAGUCCGGUGUCUUGACUGUUAUGAGAUCUUGGUUGGCGAGACAGGUGCCUCACAACAUGCAAAUAAAACGGGACAUACCAGCUUCGGUGAGGUUAAAUAG